Molecule: messenger RNA, 1359 nt
Organism: Cornus florida
Lineage: Eukaryota; Viridiplantae; Streptophyta; Magnoliopsida; Cornales; Cornaceae
Product: agamous-like MADS-box protein AGL80
Exons: 1
Coding region: 296-1021 (241 amino acids)
Biological process (GO): positive regulation of transcription by RNA polymerase II
Molecular function (GO): protein dimerization activity; DNA-binding transcription factor activity, RNA polymerase II-specific; RNA polymerase II cis-regulatory region sequence-specific DNA binding
Source: RefSeq, a predicted model, not a curated record
UAAGGAUAGUUUUGGCAUUAUAUUUUUUUAAUUAGUUGACUUUUGACUUUUUUAACGGUCAAUAAACAAACAAAAGGGUGUAUUAGAGCAAAGUUAACCAAACCUAAGGGAGGUUUAUGCCUUUUUUUUUUUUUUUUUUCCCACUAGUUUAAUGUGUGAGUAAUAAAGACAAACUUGAAAGGCGUCCGAACAUUUAACCCUAAAUUUUAAUAAAUAAGAGAGUGUCUAGGACAAUAAUUCCCACCCCUAGCUCUUAACCAUUUCUAUCUCCACUCUAAACCCUCCAUCCCUGGCCAUGACAAGAAAUAAAAUGAAGCUUCAAUACAUUGGAAAAGAUACCAAGAGAAAAGCCAGCUUCAAAAAAAGAAAGAAGGGGUUUAUGAAGAAGGUGAAUGAGCUCAGCACCUUGUGUGGUGUGGACGCGUGUGCCAUCAUUUUCAGCGAGUAUGAUGCUGAACCGGAGGUGUGGCCCUCGCCUCUGGGGGUCCAACGCGUGCUUGCAAGGUUCGGGAGGAUGACGGAGAUAGAACAAAACCAGAUGAUGAUGAGCCAGGAGAGCUACGUUCGUCACAGGAUCGCGAAAGCCGAGGAGCAGCUGAGGAAGAUACAGAAGGAGAAUCGCCACAAGGAGAUGACUUAUGUCAUGUACCGGUUCCUAGCAGGAGAUGUACCACAGAAUCUGGGCAUGAUGGAUUUGAACGACGUGGGUUGGUUGCUUGAUCAGAAUAUCAAAGAUAUUCAAAAAAAGAUUGAGGCUGCCAAGAGACAACAAAAUGUGUCCCAAGGAACGAUGGCUGUGGUGAAUGAGGUGCCGAGGACGAGCGGAGAUGAUCAGAAUGGUGUUGCGGAAGGGAUGAAGAUGGGUGCAGCUGCAGAUUGGAGCAUGAUGAGUCCUGUGCAGGAUCAUGAGUGGUACAUGGAUCUGCUGAGGCCUGAUGUGCACUCUGGUGUGGAUGAAACUUUACUCCCAAUUGCUCCCCACAAUACUUGUCUGGGGCCUAAUUAUUUCAUGUUUCUUUGAGAAAUUUGUCUGUUUUUCAAUUUAUGAUGUGAUGUGCAGCUAUUUUAUCUUCACGUAGAUGAUGAUGUACGUGGCUGCUUUUAUCUUUGUUCCCUUUUAGUGUUUCUUUCUUGGUUUGUUCAAUGAAUUUAUCUUGUUCCAUCCAUAUUUCUUGCUUUUCUCUUGUUUAAUCAUUAUUAUUAUUAUUAUUAUUUUUUAUUUUUUUUUGCAAAUGAUUGGUGUUCAAAAUGUUCUUUCGUUUUUCCCAAAUCAUGAAAAAUAAAUGGAAGUCGCUAGUAGACUCAAAAUUAAGUUCAAACAUGAUCGUUUAUCAAAUCAAUUUAAAGGAAAGAAAGAAA